This is a messenger RNA of Centruroides sculpturatus (bark scorpion), 1793 nucleotides long. Its product is annotated as syndetin-like. The coding region runs from base 7 to 1476 and encodes 489 amino acids. Gene Ontology annotation, cellular component: EARP complex. The record is from RefSeq and is a predicted model, not a curated record. Lineage: Eukaryota; Metazoa; Arthropoda; Arachnida; Scorpiones; Buthidae. Gene Ontology annotation, biological process: retrograde transport, endosome to Golgi; endocytic recycling. Gene Ontology annotation, molecular function: SNARE binding. The transcript is spliced from 14 exons.
AAACUAAUGGAUUUGAAGAAGAAAUUAAAAUCUAUUGUUUCCAGACAGGGUACGCAAUUUCCUCCAGCAAUUACAGAAGGAAUUUCGACAAAAGAUUUAUCUUCACAGCAGACUAUAGUUAAAAAGGAUGAUAUUCAAGAAAGUAAUUGUGAUCCUGCAGUGGAAGAAGAAAUUUUAAAUUCUGUGGAGAAUAUUUAUUACAGUGAUGAUACUUUUGAUUCUAGUGAAUUUGUUCUAAAGGGUACGCAAUUUCCUCCAGCAAUUACAGAAGGAAUUUCGACAAAAGAUUUAUCUUCACAGCAGACUAUAGUUAAAAAGUAUAAUUUGAAGGUAUCAAAGAAAGUCCUGGAUCUCAUUUUACAAAAUCAGUCUGCAUAUACUUUAGAAUUACAGCGUGUAACAGAAUUACAAAAGAAUUUGGAAACUGCAAGUAGUAUCUGUGCUGCAAGUCGAAGCAUAAUGGGGGAGAUAGAAUACAAAUUAAGUGAAACUGAUACCAAAAUAUGGAUUCAAGAAACUGAUGUACGAUUAGGUGAAUUACUUGAAGAGGAAGAUUAUCCCGGAGCAAUACAGUUGUGUCUGGAAUGUCAAAAAGCUGCUAGCACAUUUAAACAUUAUAAAUGUAUUUGUGAUUUAAGUUCAAAACUGAAAGAUACUUUAGUAAUGACAGAAGAACAGUUAGAUGUUGCCUUAUCCAAAGUUUGUUGUCAGUUUGAUAAAACAUACUAUGAGAAACUUCAAGCUGCUUAUAAACUUCUGGGAAAAACACAGACAGCAAUGGAUCAGUUAUUAAUGCAUUUUACUAGUGCUAUUCAUAACAAAGCAUUUGUAAUUGUUUUGGGAUACGUUGAAUUGUGUGCCGGUCAGAGUGAAACUAAUUUCCAGAAAAGGCAAUAUACAGAUCUAUGUAAACAUAUAACAGCAGAAAGUUUUACACCAUGUUUGAUAAAUCUGUGUAAAGCAUUAUGGGAAAUUAUGUGCAGUUACUGGUGUAUUGUUGAAUGGCACGAAGAAAAUGUUAAUACAUCAAAAUAUGAGGAAAUCAAUAAUUCUCAUUUGGAAGCAGAAUUUAGUCAUAAUUAUAUUAAACAAAAAUUGGAAUGUGGAUUAUUGAGAAUAUGGCAGGAUGUUCAGCAAAAAGUGAAAACAUACAUUUCUUCAUGUGAUUUAUCUUCUUUUAAAUUUGAUGAAUUUAUUAAGAUUUUGGAUAUAGUUCGUAGAUUAAUGGAUAUAGGGGAAGAAUUCUGUGAAAGCAAAUCUGAAGAUCUACAAGAAUCAUUGAGAAAGCAAUCUCUUAAUUAUUUCAGAAAUUAUCAUAGGAGUUACCUUGAAGAAUUAAGAAUGUUUUUAGAAAAUGAAAGCUGGGAAUUGUGUCCGGUUCGAACAACUUUCAGUAUUUUGCAUUUACAGGUAAAAAUCACUUUAUUAAAUAAAUCAAAAAAAUAUAUAUCAUACUGCUGCAAUUUUGUAAUUUGAAGUGAUUAAUAUAUAUAUAAAAACAAUUCAGAAAGUUUUUUUUUACACUUUUUGCCAUAUGGACACAACUUAUCUUAUAUUUGGCCAGGUCCACAAUGGGGCAGCCAGAUGAUGAUAGAUGAGGCUUGACAUAUCUGGGAUGGAUCACUCAGAAAAAUUCCUAGAAUUACAGGCUGGUGCUUUAACCUACUCAGACAUCUGGCUGUUCUAGAAACUGUUUUAAAGGCUAUGUCUUUAAUAAGACUUUAGUAAAACUGUUUAGAUGUCUUUGUUUCUAUCAUUUGGCUAUCACUCAGGCAUAUUUGAAUAUAUACUAA